AAUUUGCCUUUUCACCCGCCACCGCCUCCGAGACUCCGACCCUGUUAGGGUUACCUGAACCCGAAGCACGCGCGAGCCAACGGCUCCAUUCGUGGUUUUUCUUUUGGGCGGCAUUCUUUCGAGUUUUUUCAGGUUGGGUCGUAAUUUUUGUGGUUUGAGGGGUGUCCACGAUCUGAAUCGUGAUGUUCAAGAACACGUUUCAAUCGGGGUUUCUUUCCAUUCUGUACAGUUUGGGGAGCAAGCCUCUGCAGAUAUGGGACAAAGAAGUUGUCAAUGGUCAGAUUAAAAGGCCACAAGAUGAAGAUAUUCAGUCCAAUGUCCUUGAAAUAGUGGGAUCAAAUGUGCAAUCAACAUAUAUCACGUGUCCUGCUGAUCCUGCUGCAACACUUGGUAUAAAGCUCCCUUAUUUAGUUAUGAUUGUGAAGAAUCUGAAGAAAUACUUCACAUUUGAGAUCCAAAUUCUGGAUGAUAAAAAUGUCAGACGUCGAUUCAGGGCUUCAAACUUUCAAUCUGUAACGCGUGUAAAGCCAUAUAUCUGCACCAUGCCCCUCAAAUUAGAUGAUGGAUGGAAUCAGGUUCAGCUGAACCUGACAGAUCUCACCCGAAGAGCAUAUGGUACGAAUUAUGUUGAGACAUUGAGAGUUCAAGUUCAUGCAAACUGCCGCCUGAGAAGAAUAUACUUUUCCGACCGUCUCUACUCUGAGGAGGAGCUUCCACCUGAAUUUAAAUUAUAUCUACCAGUGCAGAAGGCCUAACUCGGCAGCAUCUUUAUGGAAGGACCACAUGAAAAUCUCUAUAAAGUUGUAGGCUAUACUCUAUUUCAACCGUGCUGAUUCAAGUCUUGUAGCUACAUAGAUGUAUCCUGACAUGUUGGGUUCCAGCUUGACAUACAGAAUGCUGAGCCCCUCUAGAAAGAGUCGCCUGAAAGGCUUUGUUGUCGAUCAGUUGUUUGUGUUUUCCUUAGAUCUGAUAUAUUCAUGUUCUUGAUAACUUUUGUGGCCGUUGUCACUAUCGGCAUCGGAUGGCAGAAGGCUUUUUCUUGGCAGAAUUUCUUCAACAGCCUGUCUUGUAUCUAGGUGGUGCGCGGGCGUUGUGUGUAUGUGCGUGCCCGUGCACAUGUCCGUACAGUAUAUUUUUUGGAGUUUUUAGAUUCAUAAAAAUGCACACACCCUUUCUUUGGGUAAAAGGCUACAUUUGCAUGCAACAACGACACCUGCUCGAGUGGAGGUUUUGAGUUUU
Nymphaea colorata (pocket water lily) is the source of this 1239-nucleotide messenger RNA. RefSeq lists its product as uncharacterized. The record is from RefSeq and is a predicted model, not a curated record. The transcript is spliced from 6 exons. The coding region runs from base 183 to 755 and encodes 190 amino acids. Lineage: Eukaryota; Viridiplantae; Streptophyta; Magnoliopsida; Nymphaeales; Nymphaeaceae.